This is a messenger RNA of Nematostella vectensis (starlet sea anemone), 6669 nucleotides long. RefSeq names its product phospholipid-transporting ATPase ABCA3. Lineage: Eukaryota; Metazoa; Cnidaria; Anthozoa; Actiniaria; Edwardsiidae. Bases 104 to 5740 code for a protein of 1878 amino acids. Gene Ontology annotation, cellular component: membrane; intracellular membrane-bounded organelle. Gene Ontology annotation, molecular function: ATP hydrolysis activity; ABC-type transporter activity; ATP binding. The transcript has 44 exons. The record is from RefSeq and is a predicted model, not a curated record. Gene Ontology annotation, biological process: lipid transport; transmembrane transport.
CAGGUAGACCAACCACUGGUUAACGCAGGUGUUUAGAAAGCCGUGUUUUCAAAAACUUUCGGUGGUUUGUUUCGAUGGUAUACGCCAUCGGCGGACAUCAAUCAUGGCAAACAGAUUUCGCCAGUUUAGGCUACUGCUAUGGAAAAACUUCAUACUUCAGAUUCGACGGCCGAUUGGGACUGCUUUCGAAAUCCUUCUUCCGAUAGUCCUUAUAUCUGUUCUCAUUCUACCAAAGAUCUUCUUGAAGCCAGAAGAUAUUUGCUUCUCAUCAUACAAGCCAUUGUCCAGUGUAGCCAUGCCAACACAACUACAAAUGAAUAUGAGGACAAGGUUGCUAGGACAGAAUGUUUCUGUAAACGACUCCCUGGCACUUGCCUACCACCCCUCAGGUCCAGCAGUCUCUGGUCUGAUGUCGAGUGUGGCUUCAACAAUGAAUAUUAAGGUUGUAAACAGGAGUAUGGUGCAUAACAAAGAUUGGACUUCAGUAGAGCAAAUGGUUGCUGAGGUAGCUGAGCAUGAAGAUAAAUACUUAGCAGCUGUUGUGUUUGACGUUGAGAAGGACAAGCUAUCACUUCCUAAGGUGGUAAAGUACACCCUUCGGAUGCCACACUCCAGUGCAGGAGAACGUAAAACCUGGAGAACAGAGAGAACAUACCCAAACUUUCAAGGCAUUGGAGCCAGAACCACCAAUUUCUACACCUUUUCGGGAUUUGCUAUUUUACAAUAUGCAAUUGACAUGGCCAUCAUUCAAGCAAAAGCAAGUCUUCCAUUUCCCUUUGCAUACCCAAUGAACAUCAAGCAACUCCCAUACCCUGGUUAUGUGCAAGACUUUUUUGUCCAGACGGUGGCUAACCUUCUGCCACUCUUGCUAACACUGGCCUUUAUCUAUUCUGCUGUGUCCAUUAUCAAGGAACUUGUUUUUGAGAAGCAGCAGAGGUUAAAAGAGUCAAUGAAGAUGAUGGGACUGAGUAACUGGAUUCACUGGUCAGCUUGGUUUAUCAAGUGCUUGCUUUUCCUUGGCUUCACAAUCAUAAUCAUCACGAUAUUCGUCAAGGUACUGAAGAUCUUCGAGUUUUCCAAUGGGAUAGUUGUAUUUCUCUUCUUCCUUUGCUACAUAAUCUCCAUGAUCUCCUACUGCUUUUUCAUCAGCGUCUUUUUCUCUAACCCAACCUUGAGUAUGCUGUUUGGGUCUGUGCUAUGGUACGCUGCACUUCUGCCCUACCAACUGCUCGCUCAAAACGAGAAUUAUGACACUCUCAGCCAGAGUGCCAAAGCGUCGAUGUGUUUGCUGCCCAACACGUGCUUGGGAAUCGGUGCCACGCUAAUCGCACGGCUUGAGGGCUUCAAGACGGGGGCUUCCUUUAGUAACCUGGCCUCCUCACCAUCUGCGGACGAUCACUUCAGCCUCGCUUGGGUGUUAGGCAUGAUGAUCAUCAGCAGUCUUGUCUAUUUAAUCUUGACAUGGUACAUUAGUACAGUUUUCCCUGGACAGUAUGGCAUCCCAAAGCCCUUCUACUUUCCCUUUAUGAAGUCAUAUUGGUGCGGAUUCUCGCAUGACGAUGUCGUGGAAGCCGGACUUGAAAGAGAACUUGGGGAUGUCAAGACAGAGAAUAAUCCAGCCAUUGAGGAUGAACCAACAGAUCUCGCUAUCGGCGUCCAAAUUAAGGAUCUCAGAAAAGUGUUUAAGGGCUCCACCGGUUCCAAAGUAGCAGUGGACAAUCUCAGCCUCAACAUGUACAAAGGGCAGAUAACAGCUCUUCUUGGACACAACGGAGCUGGCAAGACGACCACAAUGUCUAUCCUAACAGGACUGUUCACGCCCACUUCUGGCUCUGCUAUGAUCGACAACAAGAGCAUUCUCACCGACAUUGAUGGAAUUCGGGAGAGUUUGGGUCUCUGCCCCCAGCACAACGUACUCUUUGAUCGCCUGACCGUAGAGGAACAUCUCGAAUUCUUUAUCAACUUGAAGGGAAAGUACGGCCAAGCUGCCAAAGAUGAGGUUCUCCAGAUGAUUACUGAUCUUCAGCUUUUGGAUAAGAGGAAAGCAAAAUCUAGUGAGCUGUCAGGAGGCAUGAAGAGAAAGCUCAACUGUGCAAUUGCUCUUGUCGGAGGCUCGGAAACCGUGUUUUUGGAUGAGCCCACAUCUGGAAUGGACCCUUACGCAAGGCGGGCCACAUGGGACCUGUUACUCAAGCACAAAGCUGGCAAGACGGUGAUUCUCACGACACACUUCAUGGAUGAAGCGGAUUUCCUUGGAGACCGAAUUGCGAUCAUGGCAGACGGGCAGCUACGCUGCUGUGGGUCGUCGCUAUUCCUGAAGAGCAGGUAUGGAGUGGGUUAUCACCUCACUCUCGUGAAGAAAGAAGACUGUGACGAUAAUGCCAUUAUCAAUGCCGUCAGAGAGACCGUACCUUCUGCUCAAGUUCUGAGCAAUGUUGGCGCAGAGAUAGAGUUUGUGCUGAAUGGAGAGGCGUCCAAGGACUUUGAGUCUCUUUUCGUGAAGCUCGAAAAUAACAAGGAGGAUUACGGAAUCGCUAGUUAUGGCGUCUCUUGUACAACCAUGGAAGAGGUGUUCAUGAAAGUGGGCGAGGGCUCUGAGAAGACAGUGGAAGACAUUAUCAGUGAUCAUGAGCACCACAGGGAGACCGAGAAAAUAAUCGAUAUGGCGGCAACAGAUGAGGAUCCGGAUAUGGGAGAGUUGCAGACGGGGUUCGCACUGCAGUGGCAGCACUACAAAGCAAUGUUAGUCAAGCGCUUCAUUAACUCCAAGCGCGACAAGAAGUCUGUUGUGACACAGAUUUUGCUGCCGAUGGUAAUGGUACUAUUUGGGCUCCUGAUCAUGAAUACUGGAGGGGCGCGUGGUAACGAUCCAGCACGUCUACUGAACCUCAAGAACCUCAGCACGGAUGGAGUCAACACCAAAGUGUUUUUUGCAGAUUUCCGUAACCGAUCGAAUACCGCCCAGGCCCAGGCCACUCUGCAGCGCACCCGAGACCACCUAGCCACCGUGAAAGCGGAUACUGUUGAUGUCACGAACAAAGUGUAUGAUAUCCGCACAAAAAACGCACUCGAUGGCAUUCAUGUAGUCAAGUCCUCCUACAACUACACUACGUCAGCAGGCAACUGCUGCAACUACAAGUUCCUUGUGCUUAACGAGCACUGCCGAAAUGAUUUCUUGGAUGGUAAUCUGACUUCAUCGAACUGUAGUAACAAUGACAAUUUUGGAUACAAGCAUUGUGACAAGUGCCUUAACAGUCAAACAGGCAAAGGCUGCAAUCCUCCGUCCAUUAGUAGCACUAACCUGGCAGACAUGAACACGUACUUUGAUGAGUACGUCCUUGAGGAGAGCAACGCCAAGCAGUUUUUCUACGAGUACGUAGCCGGGGUGACCAUCGGACCCCUGCCAUCACCUGGAUAUGUGGUCCCGGCAACUAACGUGACCAACGCCUCUGUGGUCCCUCCCAAGGUCGAGCUGCCCUCCUCAUUUACCACCGUCUGGUACAGCAACCAGGGCUAUCACAUCAUUGCUUCAUCUAUAAAUGCUCUUAGCAACAUCCUUCUAGCAGAGCUCAGCGGAGACUCCGAACAGGGCAUUGAGACAACAAAUCAUCCACUUCCAAACAAUGCUCAGAAUAAGGCGGACAAUGUGACCUCAACAAUCUCAGUGCUCUUCCUGGCUAUUUUCAUGUCUAUGGGUAUGGCAUUCAUGGCCGCCAGUUUUAUCACUUUUCUGGUGCAAGAGAGGACCUCAAAGGCUAAGCACUUACAAUUUGUCAGUGGAGUGGAUGCAUUCAGCUACUGGUCGGCCACCUACACUUGGGACUUCUUGAACUAUCUCGUUCCAUGCCUGCUCAUUCUGAUCUUGUUCGCUGCGUUCCAAAUCGAGGAGUUUGAGAAUGACAUGGGGUCUGUGUUUUUGUUGCUGAUUUUGUUUGGUCUGGUCGUCUUACCUUUCAUUUACGUCAUGUCGUUUGCCUUCAAGUCCCAACUGAUCGCUUACGCCAUGACUGUUUUCGUGCUGUCUAUCAUGAGUUUUGGCAUGUUGCUGGCUGUGUUCCUUUGUCGUAUCCCAUCCCUGAAUCUGUUGGACGAAGCAGAGAUCAUGCAUUAUGUAUUCAUGCUCCUCCCAACAUACACUGUUUCCUACGCUUUGAUCGACAUGAGCACUAACUAUGGCUACCGAAAAAUCUGCAGUACACUUCAGACAGUUGAAUCAUGUAGAGAUAACGGGAUCCAGUUCACAGACUCCUCCCUGAACUGGGACAGGCCUGGCGUCGGUCAACACGCUCUUUACAUGGCCGUGGAGGCCGUGGUGCUCUUCAUCCUCACUCUACUAAUACAGGUGAACUUUUUUAUUGGUGCACGUGUUCGGAUGCCAGAAGACGACAAGAAACAGGGUCGGCCGAACGAGGACUGUGAUGUGGCGGGGGAACGAGCCCGUGUUCACUCACUCAACCCAGAACAGAUCAAGAAGGAGUCGGUGAUUGUCAAGGAUCUCACAAAGGUGUACCAUGGAUCCGAUAGAACUGCUGUGGAUCACCUCUGUAUUGGGAUACCCCGGGGAGAGUGCUUUGGCCUUCUAGGAGUUAACGGUGCUGGUAAGACUACUACAUUCAGCAUGCUGACUGGCGACCAGAGUAUUUCUGAAGGCACGGCGUAUCUAGAUGGUUAUGACAUACAGACACACCUCAAAGAGGUUCAACAAAGGAUUGGUUACUGCCCACAGUUUGAUGCGUUCAUAGAGCGCAUGACAGGACGAGAGAUGCUGACCAUGUUUGCGCGCCUGCGAGGUGUUCAGCCAGACAAGAUACCAAACGUGGUGUCAACAACAAUCGAGCAUUUGAAUCUUGGUAAAUGGGCCGACAAGCUCUGCGGGGACUACAGCGGUGGAAAUAAACGCAAACUCAGCACAGCCAUCGCACUGGUCGGCAACCCACCGAUUAUAUUCUUGGAUGAGCCUACAACUGGGAUGGACCCUGUUGCUCGCCGAUUCCUCUGGGACUCGCUCACACAUGUGAUGAAAGGAGGGCGCUCUAUUGUGUUGACUUCUCACAGCAUGGAGGAAUGUGAAGCACUGUGUACCAGACUCGCCAUCAUGGUCAACGGUCAGUUCAAGUGCGUGGGUAGCGCACAGCACCUGAAGAGUCGCUUCGGUAUGGGCUACACCCUCAUGCUGAAGGUAGAAGCCCGCUUGGUACCUGUGUCAAACACAGAGGUGGCCAACUCCUCCCAGGUGGUCGCCAUGGUUCCUGGCAGCACCCCACCCUCGACUGCCACGGCCGCGUAUGAUAACCCUGUCGCCGUGACUGAUGCGGGGAUGCCUGACGUGAACGGCCCGGGAUAUCCAGUUCAGCGACCGGAAAUCAGUCCACCCCCAGGUGCCUCUGCUCCCACGCCGAUUGUGUCGGCUCAUGGGAUAGGUAACCAGCCUGUGCCAGUCAUGUACACCGUGGACCUGUUGGGGGCCGUGCAGCAAGCGCAGCAGUUUGUCUCCAGUACCUUCCCCGGUGCACAGCUCCUUGAGUCGCACAACGGCAUGCUGACCUAUCAGAUCAACAGCACAGAGCUGUCGUGGUCUCGGAUCUUUGGUGAGCUAGAGAGAAAUCGCGCGAGUUUGAACAUUGUUGACUACAGCGUCAGUCAAACCAGCUUGGAGCAGGUGUUCCUCAACCUCGCUAAAGAACAGUACUCCGAGGAGAGAACCAAAGUCAAGAGGACUUGCGGAUGCCUCCCUUGCUAGACCCGGCUUCCGUGGACCUAGCUAGAAACUUCCAGUUGGGGAAGGGAGCUUUGAGUUAUUCUUUAGGCUCUCUUAGCAUCUCUGUGUGCAUUUAUGCGUAUAAUUGGCUUUUGCUUUCUCAACAGUAUUGAUGUUUUUCCUAUAACGCACUCACACGUUUAAAGUAGAAUAUUUAUUAAAAUAUUUAUGUUCAAUUGUAAACCUACGACGAUAGCUCUUGAAUCUUGCAACAAAGGUCGCCCAUAGGGCUUGAAAGAUGAAUUAUUCCAUGCGCGCAGUAAUUUUUUUACUUAAUAACCAUAUUUUUUAAAAUAUUUAUGCAAUAUUGCACGUAUCUGCGAAACAUGUGCACUUUAUGUUGCAGCAGGCCGCAACACUAAUCCCCCUCUUGUACACUAAAUUUUUCUGUUUUUUUGUUUUUUUUUACUACUCUCUUAGCGGAACACUUAUUAGGUAAGGUACUUUGAAAAAGAUGGGUAAAGAAAACUGACAUCAAAGUAAGUUUAUAGAUGAAGCUUGUGUCUCGAACAUUUUGAAGGCAACAUUAGAGGGGUGAUGUUAUGGAUUUCCCUUGGGCCACGAUCUACUCAACAAACCACCGCCAAAAAAUAAAUAAAGUUAACCUGAGGAAAAUCCUUGAUUGCUAUUUUGGUCAUCUGCCUGCUCGUGGAACGAUCAUAAAGUCGCAAAACGUUAUCGUAGCCCAACUUGAGUUAACAUGAACAAAUAAGGACAUGUAGGACAACACUAGGCCCAGUUCCAACUUCCGAUGUUUGUACGUAUAAUCUUCAUUUAAACUCAUUUUUUUUUACAUGUUAGGAAGGAGUAAGGAAGGAUAGUAUUUUAAGCAAGUUCUUCUUGAAUCUUAUCAGAUGUUAUACUCUUAGCAUAGUAUUGUAUCAUCGAAAUAAAACGUGUACGCUGUAAAA